GCAACCCCAUUUAGCAAACAGUGAGUCUACUACAUAUAUAAACCAGGUUUCUACACACUACACACACAUAUGACAUAACUCACCCUCAAACAGAUUUCCCAUGGCUCCCCAGCUUCUCCUCUCUUCUCCCCUCACCGGCCAAUCUCAAGCAGUCCUGGCAGCAGCAACCCUUCUGCUGUGUGCUUUUGCUUUGUUCAUGUGUGCCUCCCAUUCGCGGAAAUGGCGUCGUUUGAGUGGUGGUUGCCACAGCUUCCAUGAUGCAGACCCUGUUAUACAAGUUGAUUCAGAUGCAGUGUUCAUAGCUAGACAUGGGGCUCAGCCUGGUGAUGGUGAUGGUGAAGAAGGGGAAGCAUCAGUAUGGCAGAGGAACAUACUCAUGGGAGGGAAGUGCCAGCUGCCUGAUUUUUCUGGUGUUAUAAUUUAUGAUUCUGCAGGAAAUGUUGUCUCUAAUGCCAAAACUUCUGGUGCAACCCUGAGCUUGAAGUGAUGGAAAUAUGUGUACGAAAUUUGAAAUGCUGAUUUAAUGUUUCAUUAUUCAAUAUUGAUUUUGAACAAACUUA
Messenger RNA from Vitis riparia (riverbank grape), 560 nucleotides. RefSeq lists its product as uncharacterized. The transcript has a single exon. The record is from RefSeq and is a predicted model, not a curated record. The coding region runs from base 101 to 487 and encodes 128 amino acids. NCBI's taxonomy places the organism in Eukaryota, Viridiplantae, Streptophyta, Magnoliopsida, Vitales, Vitaceae.